Molecule: messenger RNA, 1010 nt
Organism: Gracilinanus agilis (Agile Gracile Mouse Opossum)
Lineage: Eukaryota; Metazoa; Chordata; Mammalia; Didelphimorphia; Didelphidae
Gene: PACRG
Product: parkin coregulated
Exons: 11
Coding region: 1-891 (296 amino acids)
Cellular component (GO): neuron projection; cytosol; vesicle
Molecular function (GO): Hsp70 protein binding; Hsp90 protein binding
Source: RefSeq, a predicted model, not a curated record
AUGGUGGCAGAAAAAGACACCCUGAAUUUAAAUAAAAGUCCAGAGAAGAUGAUGAAGAGGACCAAACUACAACCGCAACAGUCGCUCCCCGUGCACCAGCCGCACUCCCUGGUUUCUGACGGCUUCACUGUCAAAGCCAUGAUGAAAAAUUCAGUCGUGAGAGGCCCGCCAACUGCAGGAGCAUUUAAAGAACGACCAACAAAACCCACAGCUUUUCGAAAGUUUUAUGAGCGAGGAGACUUCCCAAUUGCCCUUGAGCAUGACUCCAAAGGAAACAAAAUUGCCUGGAAGGUAGAGAUUGAAAAGCUGGAUUACCAUCACUAUCUGCCUCUGUUUUUUGAUGGGCUUUGUGAGAUGACAUUUCCCUAUGAGUUUUUUGCUCGACAAGGAAUCCAUGACAUGCUGGAACAUGGGGGAAACAAGAUACUUCCUGUCAUUCCACAGCUCAUUAUUCCAAUAAAAAAUGCAUUGAAUCUCCGUAACCGACAGGUCAUCUGCGUCACACUCAAAGUCCUUCAGCAUCUGGUUGUGUCAGCUGACAUGGUGGGUGAAGCUUUGGUGCCCUAUUACCGACAAAUUCUCCCCAUCCUAAACAUCUUUAAGAAUAUGAAUGGAACUUAUGAAAUCCCAAGGCUGUACUGUUCAUGGUGUAUCUUGGGAAAAUGUAAAUUGGAUCAUUUGGGGCUAAGUGAUUUGCCCACAGCUAAUAAUCAAUACACAGAAGUUAAGGUUAACUCCGGAGAUGGCAUUGACUACAGCCAACAGAAGAGAGUAAACAUUGGAGACUUGAUCCAAGAGACACUGGAAGCAUUUGAGCGCUUUGGAGGAGAAGACGCUUUUAUAAACAUUAAAUAUAUGGUCCCCACCUAUGAAUCAUGCUUGUUAAACUAACAGAUAGAACAGCUGUGUUAAUGGGGAAGAUUCCAUUAGUGUUCUAAUCAUCUAUCUCUGACAUUGUUCAACAUCUUGCUAUUUAUGACUCCUUUUUCUACAGCUGCUAAAAUAGUGGU